CUUCGUUUAGACACGGGAUGAAAUUUUUAUUAAAGAAAUAGAUUCCGAGGUCGUCAGUCGCGCCCCUAUGAAUUCUGACUCAUGGGCAGGGACUAGGAAAGAUAAAUAAGGAUUUUAAGUUCUGGGGAACAAAGAACGUCAAAGACCCUUCCUUCACAUACCAUUAUUGUUUUUGCAAUUAACAAUUUGCAACCGUGACACUUUCUUCAUCGUAUUCUACGUGCCUCUGCGUCAUACCUUCGAUCCCUCACCACAAGCUUUAAUCCCACAAGCCUCAAGCCCACCCGGCGUUGUGCAUCGACCAUGCCGAUGCUCAAAGAUCCCUCCAAGAAAUACAAGAAGUUCCAGCCUCUUAACCUGCCAAAUCGCCAAUGGCCGUCUAAAUCAGUCGAUAAAGCCCCAAGAUGGUUGGCAACUGACUUGCGAGAUGGCAACCAGAGCUUGGUUGACCCAAUGAAUGGCGACGAAAAAUGGAGGUUCUUCAAGAUGCUGGUUGACCUUGGCUACAAGGAGAUUGAAGUAUCCUUCCCUUCCGCGUCGCAAACCGAUUUCGACUUCACGAGGCGCUUAGUCGAGACCCCUGGCGCCGUACCUGAUGACGUCUGGUUACAAGUCCUUGCGCCAUGCCGUGAAGACCUCAUCCGCCGUACUGUUGACUCCCUCAAGGGUGCCAAGAAGGCUAUCCUACACAUCUACCUAGCAACAAGCGAGUGUUUCCGGCGCAUUGUAUUCGGUUUCACUGAAGAGGAGAGCUUGGAGAGAGCGGUGGCGUGCGCCAAGUAUGCUCGCUCUAUCACCAAAGAUGACCCUGAACACGCUGGUACGGAAUGGGCUUUCGAAUUCAGCCCCGAGACCUUCUCGGAUUCCAGUCCCGAAUUUGUCAUUAAAGUCUGUGAAGCUGUCAAAGCUGCGUGGGGGCCGACGGUCGAGAACCCUAUCAUCUUCAACCUUCCCGCAACGGUCGAAAUGUCGACGCCAAACGUCUACGCUGAUCAGAUCGAGUACUUUUGCACUAAUAUCACCGAGAGAGAGAAGAUAUGUGUCUCGCUCCACCCACACAAUGACAGAGGAUGCGCGGUCGCAGCUGCUGAGUUGGCACAGAUGGCGGGUGCUGACCGUGUAGAGGGAUGUCUCUUCGGAAACGGAGAACGGACUGGUAAUGUUGACCUAGUCACUCUGGCCUUGAAUCUCUACACGCAAGGGAUACAUCCGAAUGUUGACUUCUCCGAUCUUAAUCGGGUCGUCGACACGGUUGAGAUCUGCAACAAAAUCCCAGUCCAUCCUAGAGCACCGUAUGGUGGAUCCCUUGUCGUGUGUGCCUUCAGUGGUUCGCACCAGGACGCCAUCAAGAAAGGAUUUAUGCAACGGGAUCAAGAUGGCAAAGGAUACGACGAUCAUUGGCAAAUACCAUAUCUUCCUCUCGACCCGGCGGACAUUGGUCGUACAUACGAGGCUGUCAUCCGGGUCAAUUCGCAAAGCGGAAAAGGUGGUGCUGCUUGGAUCGUCUUGCGCAAACUCAAGCUUGAUCUACCUAGAGGCUUACAAAUUGCGUUUAGCAAAGUGGUGCAAAAGAAGGCAGACGAGCUUGGUAGAGAACUCCUGUCAGCCGAAAUUACUGACCUAUUCGAGCGCACAUACUUUCUCCAAGAGCACCCUCGAUUCCAGAUUCUCGACUACUCUAUCUCGUUCGAUCGAUCAUCAUCCCCUGCUCCACCGGGAGCUAAUGGUGUACAGGACACUAGAAAUCUAGCACGUGUCUUUGAAGGUGUUGUUGCCAUCGACGGCCAAGAGUACCAGCUUCGAGGCCGGGGCAAUGGUCCAAUCUCAUCCCUGGCUAAUGCUCUGAAGGGUGUGGGGAUCGAUCUAGAUGUUGCCGACUACAAGGAGCACGCCAUAGGAGGCGGCCGAGAAGUCAAGGCAGCUACGUACAUAGAAUGCACGGCCACCGGUACGUCACAGAAAGUCUGGGGUGUUGGUAUCCAUGAAGAUGUGGUGCAGAGCUCUCUCAUAGCUCUUUUGGGUGCGGCUAGUAACUUUAUCCUAAGUCGACCCGGAAGCCCUGUCGUCUCGAAACAUAUGCCAAAAGGUAGCUUUGCGGAAAGGUUCGACCUUAAUGCCGGCGGGUUAAAGAUACCGUCCACCGCGAACGGGAGCACCAAGGCUCAAGAUGACCCAUCUAAGACAAUACAGGCUUUGGAAGCUAAGGCCAAUGGGAUGUAAAUCGGUAUAAAAUAUGACAAGACCGCAUUACGGGGGCGAUAAGGUGUUAUAAAAACAUAUAGUCCAUUAUUUCGGAAUACCUUGACCUUAUCUGGGCAGUCUGGGUUGGUAAUACUGCUGUCCGGUAUAGGUCUUGCUUAACUAGGGCUCAAUUGUCGGUGUGCGUUCUGCAAUAAAACGAGGCGCUUGAUUUAUGACAACAGAUAGGCAAACCAUAGGUUUUAGCUUAUCCCAUCGGCAUCCAAAAGCAUGGAGGAUGGAGAAUCGAACAAAAUUCCCACAUUUGAUAAAAUCAAUCAAUCAAUCAAUAGUAAUGCUUGGUGAAUAUUAAG
This is a messenger RNA of Annulohypoxylon truncatum, 2552 nucleotides long. RefSeq names its product 2-isopropylmalate synthase. Gene Ontology annotation, biological process: L-leucine biosynthetic process. Gene Ontology annotation, molecular function: 2-isopropylmalate synthase activity. The transcript is spliced from 4 exons. The coding region runs from base 304 to 2220 and encodes 638 amino acids. Lineage: Eukaryota; Fungi; Ascomycota; Sordariomycetes; Xylariales; Hypoxylaceae. Gene Ontology annotation, cellular component: mitochondrion. The record is from RefSeq and is a predicted model, not a curated record.